CGGAGGGACGCGCGGAGAUGACGCAGGCAGCACCGGAAGCCGCUCCCCUGUGAGGUUGCAGACCCCGAGCGGCGGCCGCUGGUCCAGGCGCCAUGGCUGCGGAGCGGACCCGGCCGCUGCGAGGCUCUGGCGGCCCGAGCGCGCCUAGUCGGUGUGAGCCCGGCGCGAGGUCCCGGGCCCCGGGGCGCUCGCUCAGGUCAGUGCUGCGCGGAACACGACUCUGGGAGCAGGGAACCUGGGAGCGACGAACGGGCUGAAGGGAUCUGGAGUUGAUUUUAGAGAUGGGAACAUUGAGUCUCGGAGUUACUGCCUCUUAGUUCUCAGCUUCCUUAGCUGCGAAAUGAGUUAACAAUGAUGUCCCAGGGCUGCCAUGACUUUGAAAGAUGAUGAAGUGUGGAGAGGUGGUUUUGAAGUACAAAGCGCUGUAUUAAUGUGAGGGACUGCGCCGUAGUUGUGGGUAUGCCAUGGAAACAGGUGUGUAUGUGGCGGGGGGCGGGGGGGACGACGCUUGAACUACAGAUAGCCAUAUUAAUGCUCAAUAAUAAUGGUAACUGACGUUUCUCGGAGGCUUACAGCGUGUAGGGUACUGUGCUAAACGCUUUACGUGCAUUAUCCGAUUUAAGCCUCACAAACACCCUUGCAGGGAAUGCUGUUCCGAGGUUGCAUUUUACAAGUCAAAGACUGGACUUGAGAUUGGUGAAGUGAUUUCCCCAGUGUCACUCAGCAACAAGUGGAGUUGCAGAGCCUGGAUUUUAUAAACACUGUAUUCUUUCCGAGCUGUUUGUAUUCAUCUCAAAACCAAAGGCGAGAUGAAUAAAUAAGUUGUAAUAUUAAGUUGUCAUAAUAAGUUGUAAGAUUUUAAAUAAGUUGUAUAUUCACAUGGUUUUAAAUUCAAGAAAGGGCUCCUCACACCUGUUCCUCAGCUCUCCAGGUUUCUCUGGAGGCAACCAGUGUUACCAGCUUCUUGAAUAUUCCAAAGAUACCUUGGGUGUGUGUACGUUUAUAAAUCCAGAUACACGUUUUCAAAACCUCUGUACUGUAACAGCUGAUUAUGCUUGAUGAGAAGCCAGGGAAGAUGAAGCCUCGGGCUUCCGAACAACAAAUGUCUUGUUUUCACUCUUAACUAGGCCAGGUCCUGGUGGAGGAGAGGAAAACGUACAUGUGAUGUUUUAUCCAGAACAUCUAUCUCUAGUAAGACCUAGCAGUAUAUAGGUUUUGUUUUGUUUGCGACGGUGGGGAACUAGGUAAGAUGUUAAAUUGCUUAACUUCCUAUGGGACCCUGGGAAAGUCACUCCACCUCUUGGGUCAUAAAUCUCAUUUAUUAGUUAAGGGCAAUAGUACUGAUACUUUCCUUGAUGUUCUGAUAAUCAAAUGAAGUAACGUCUAUGAGUAGUACUUGAAUCUUUUAAACCAAUACAAAUAUGAGAGUUGCCAGAGGGAACAUAGGGAAUUAAUGGUAGAACCAGAGACCAAACCCAGGCCUCCUGGCUUCCAAUUUAGCAGUCUUCAUCAUACCCAUUUCGGAGCUUUGUGAUUGUUAAUAUUGAGGGCAGAAGGACAAGUUUAAUGUUUCAUCUCAAGUCGGGGGGAGGGGAAGGCAAGACAGCAUGGAGUGUGGGUACAGACAAAAAUGCACCUAGCAGGAAAUUCUGGCCUCAACUCAAUAACUGCCCUUAAUUAUAAAAUUAAACCCCAGUAAGUUUGAGUCCGUGAAUUUUUCUUCCAUGUAUUUUAAGCCAAUUUAAGGGAAAGUUUAUGGUAAGGAUCAUAGGGUUGAAAGGGUUGUUAGUAGUCCUGUCUAUUCCAGCCUUAGGGCUGCUGAAAGCUUUCCUGGCCAGUAUUCAUAAUAAUAAAACUAACAAAAGUACCACCCCUGCUCAAUUUCUGAGUUUCCCAGCCCUCAAAGUGAGGGAUAGCUUCCAUUUUACAGAUAGAACUGAAGUUUGGAAGUUGGUCAGAGAUGCCCAUGAUCACAUAGGAAGUGGGUAAAUCACUGAAAGACUUGACUGACUCCAAAGCAUUUUCAUAUAUACCUCAUUCUGCCUCUGUUUCUAACUGUCCUUGACUUUCCCAGUAAUGGGAAUCUCACCAUUCUGGAGGCAGCCCCUACAUUGUUGGAAAUCUCCUGAUGAUUUAGAAGUUCCUCCUAAUGGGGAGCCUGAGUGGCUCAGUCAGUUAAGUGUCCAACUCCUGAUCUCAAGCACAGGUCUUUUUUCUUUUAAUUUUUAUUUAUUAUUGAAAGAUAGAGUCAGAGCGUGAGUAGGGGAGGGGCAGAGGGAGAGGGAGACACAGAAUCUGAAGCAGGCUCCAGGCUCUGAACUGUCAGCACAGAGCCUGAUGCGGGGCUCGAACUCACAAACCGCGAGAUCAUGACCUAAGUCGAAGUCGGACGCUUAAACGACUGAGCCACCCAGGCGCCCCACUCAAGCACAGGUCUUAAUCUCAGGGUUGUGUGUUCAAGCCUCUCAUUAGGCUGUGCGCUGGGCGUGAAGCCUACUUAAAAAAAAUAAAAGCUCCUCCAUGUGUUGAAUUGAAAUCCUGCUUCCUGAAGUUUUCCCCUGGGGGCCUUGUGCGGCCAGUACAUGAUAUUCCUACAGGCUCUCUAAAAGAGUUCAUUUUAGACCUGUGACCUUAAGAAAGUUAACCUCCAAAGUCUUUUUUUUUUUUUUUUUAGAAAAGUAAAUACUGGUGUUUUCUAAUAGUGCAGAGUUGAGGAAAAAAUUCUUAUUAUGGGUUAAGAGAAUAUAUGAAUCUCAGAAAUGGCUGGGUUUUUUAAAGACUCUCACUGAAAAGUUUGUCCCAUAAUUUUCUAUGGUGUCAUGACUACAUUAAUUUGGCACGCUGUAAGAUGUGUCUUAGUUUUUGUUAAUGGUGCGAACCUACCUGAUAAUGUUUUCAUGGGUAUUAUCAAUUUGCCUUGUGGUCAUUUAAAUAAUAAUUCAGCUUACUUAUGUGUAAACAUUUCUAUGAUGGAUGUGUGGAUAUUCAUGUGUGUGUAGGUGUAGGUGUAACAGAGGAAGAAGCCCCCCAUGCUUUUUCACUGUAGAAAAGGAUUCCUGGGCAGAUGUUUUGGUGUAUGUUUUUAAUUCGCCAGUAUUAAUUAAUUAGCUAUGGUGACAUUUUGUGGGUGUCCAAAGAAAAGAGUUGUUUUGCCUUGCUAUGAGUGAUUUUUUCCAAGUAAAAAAUUUCUGGAAAUGUUGAAGAUAGAAGGUUGUUUGGAUUCAGGAGGAGGUAGUGUGUUAACUUCUGUUGUUGAUUAAACUUUUGGUGAACCGAUUAUUUUUUGGCUGCCAGGUAAAUCCUUAAACUAAUAAAUCCUGCCUAGCCCAAACCCUGAGGAUUCCAGAAUAUUAUUUUGUUUUUAAAGUGCAUUCACUGUUCCAAAAACCAAAAUUAUUGGAUAGUAGAUGAUGUGAUUGGAAAGUUUGGUUGCAUUUACUGUUUUUUGUCUGAUAACAUUCUGGCCAAAUUUGAUAUUGGGAAAUUAAUGAAAAGGACUUUUACUGACCUUACGUGAACAAAGUUGGAAGGUGAGAUCUGGCUUUUGAUGUAGACCUCAUCUAGGUGACAUUUAUGGGAAAAAUUUUAUUUUCCUCUUUGACAUUAAUUUAGAUACUAAUGUUUUUAAUCUAUGUGUCAGGAUUCCUUUUUUUUUCUAAAUAUAAUUUUAUUUUAAAUUCCAGUAUAGUUAACAUACAGUGUUAUAUUAGUUUCACAUGUACAAUAUCAUGAUUCCACAGUUCCGUCACCCAGUGCUUAUCACAAGUGCACUCCUUAAUCCCCAUCACCUAUUUCACCCACCUCCCCUCUGGUAAAUAGGUUUAGUUUGUUUGGUUUGUUUGGUUUGUUUUCUCGUCUCGUCUCGUCUCUCGUCUCGUCUCGCCUUGCCUCGCCUUUCUGUUUUAAUUUUAUUUUUUUUAAUUUACAUCCAAAUUAGUUAGCAUAUAGUGCAACAAUGAUUUCAGGACUAGAUUCCUUAAUGCCCCUUACCCAUUUAGCCCAUCCCCCCUCCCACAACCCCUCCAGUAACCCUCUGAUUGUUCUCCAUAUUUAAGAGUCUCUUAAUUUUGUCCCCCUCUGUGUUUUUAUAUUAGUUUUGUUUCCCUUCCCUUAUGUUCAUCUGUUUUGUCUCUUAAAGUCCUCAUAUGAGUGAAGUCGUAUGAUAUUUGUCUUUCUCUAAUUUCGCUUAGCAUAAUAUCCUCCAGUUCCAUCCAUGUAGUUGCAAAUGGCAAGAUUUCAUUCUUUUUGAUUGCCGAGUAAUGCUCCAUUGUAUAUAUGCCACAUCUUUAUCCAUUCAUCCAUCGAUGCACAUUUGGGCGUUUUCCAUACUUUGGCUAUUGUUGAUAGUGCUGCUAUAAACAUGGGGGUGCAUGUGUGCCUUUGAAACUGCACACCUGUAUCCCUUGGAUAAAUACCUAGUAGUGCAAUUGCUGGGUUGUAGGGUAGUUCUAUUUUUAGUUUUUUGAGGAACCUCCAUAUUGUUUUCCAGAGUGGCUGCACCAGCUUGCAUUCCCACCAACAAUGCAAAAGAGAUCUCUUUCUCUGCAUCCUCGGCAACAUCUGUUGUUGCCUGAGUUGUUCAUGUUAGCCAUUCUGACAGGUGUAAGGUGGUAUCUCAUUUGAUUUGUAUUUCCCUGAUGAUGAGUGAUGUGGAGCAUUUUUUCAUGUGUCGGUUGGCCAUCUGGAUGUCUUCUUUGGAGAAGUAUCUAUUCAUGUCUCAUGCCCAUUUCUUCACUGGAUUAUUUGUUUUCUGGGUGUUGAGUUUGAUAAGUUCUUUCUAGAUUUUGGAUACUAACCCUUUAUCUGAUGUGUCGUUUGCAAAUAUCUUCUCCCAUUCUGUCGGUUGCUUUUAGUUUUGCUGACUGUUUCCUUUGCUGUGCAGAAGCUUUUUAUUCUGAUGAGGUCCCAGUAGUUCAUUUUUGCUUUUGUUUCCCUUGCCUCUGGAGAUGUGUUGAGAUUUGGGUGUUAAUUUUUAAAAUUAGUAUGGCAAUCUGGUAGGAAACUAAGUGAUAUUAGAAGGAAAGCUUUGUUUUUAAAUUAUGGAAUGUUUAAACAUAUGGUAGUAAAGAGAAUAAAAACCUCCGUGUAUCCAUCAUCCAGCACUAACAUCUAUCAACAUGUAGCUAAGCUUGGGAAAGAUGAUUUUUGCUGAUUUGCUGUAUUUUUUGUUUUUUCAUUAGUUUACUCCCUGUUCUUAAAAGCGGGUUGAUACCUUGAUGCAAUGUGUAAUGCUAUAUACUUGUAACGUUUCUUUUUGCUCCAGUUAGUCCUGGAGCAAUGUGUCGUUCUUUUAAAGGAGAAGGUGGUAUAAUCAGAUAGGUACCAGAUUUUAUAACCAGGUUGUGAUUCUCCUGGUUGUAGCUGUAGUCAGAGAGAGAGACAGUUCGGUCUGUGUGGUUGGAAGAGUACUGAUGGAGGGAGCACUGACUUCCAGUCUGUUCUGAUGCUGUUUUAAUAGCUCUAUUGACUGUAGGUAGGCAAAUCACUUACCUUCUCUGACUUGUAACUUCCUCCUCCUCAAAGUAGAGAUGAUGCUACCUGGGGUUUUUUUGUUUUGUUUUGUUUUUUUUGUUUUGUUUUGUUUUGUUUUUUUCUUGGUGUUUUGGAAGCAUCAGGAUUACUUAUUUGUGCAAGCUUCCUUGACCCUCUUUGCUCUCUGGGGGCACAUGAUUAAGAGUUGUCACCAGCUCAUAUGAGGCUUAUAAAAACUAUGUAAGGCUACAUAAGGCCUUUGGUAAUUUUUUGUUCUAACAGGCAGUGCCAUAAAGGAAGUAGAAAAACCAAAAUACCUGAGCCACAUGAUUUAUUACAUCUGCCUGUUUUUCUUCCCCAGACCUUUUUUGCCUGAAUAUUUAUUGAAAACCCAGUAGUCAGUUCUGUGAUUUUGGUAACAGAUCAAGCUGUGCCUACAUGAUAACUAAUGUCUCCAGUUACUGCUCAGGAGACUUGCCUUCUGGUUGUCACAUGCUGGUGCUUAUAUUUGUGACUUAAGUACCCAAGUAGAGCGUAUUAAGGAAAUAGUGUUACGAUGGUUUUGAUCGUGUUGGGGGGAGGGGAGAGAAGUGUAUAGAAUAAACUAUUUUAUAAUGAGUGAUACUAUAAAUCUUUUACUGUGAAGGUGCAUGUAGCAUGUGCUAGACUUCAAAAGGAGCAAGUCACAUACACCAGCAUAAGUCUCACUGAUUUAUGUUUCAGAGAUCAUGAUUCAUUAAAGUAUGUUUUCUUAGAUGUAUUAUCUUUUGUGUGCAUGGAAGAUUUUCGAAUACAAUAUAUUAACUGUAAAGUUGUAAUGUAAUAACUAAACAUAAAGUUGUAAUGCCAAGUUUUUUACACUAAUUUUCAUUUGUUAGCAGUCUUGCUUGAAUGGUCUUUUUGAGCAGAACUAAUACAAUAUUUUGAUGUGCCACAGGUAAAUUUUUCCAUAACCUUAUGGAGAGAAAGGACUUUGAGACAUGGCUUGAUAACAUUUCUGUUACAUUUCUUUCUCUGACGGACUUGCAGAAAAAUGAAACUCUGGAUCACCUGAUUAGUCUGAGUGGGGCAGUCCAGCUCAGGCAUCUCUCCAAUAACCUGGAGACUCUCCUCAAGCGGGACUUCCUCAAACUCCUUCCCCUGGAGCUCAGUUUUUAUUUGUUAAAAUGGCUCGAUCCUCAGACUUUACUCACAUGCUGCCUCGUCUCUAAACAGUGGAAUAAGGUGAUAAGUGCCUGUACAGAGGUGUGGCAGACUGCGUGUAAAAAUUUGGGCUGGCAGAUAGAUGAUUCUGUUCAGGACGCUUUGCACUGGAAGAAGGUUUAUUUGAAGGCUAUUUUGAGAAUGAAGCAACUGGAGGACCAUGAAGCCUUUGAGACCUCAUCGUUAAUUGGACACAGUGCCAGAGUGUAUGCACUUUACUACAAGGAUGGACUUCUCUGUACAGGGUCAGAUGACUUGUCUGCAAAACUGUGGGAUGUGAGCACAGGACAGUGCGUUUAUGGCAUCCAGACCCACACUUGUGCAGCAGUGAAAUUUGAUGAGCAGAAGCUUGUGACAGGCUCCUUUGACAACACUGUGGCCUGCUGGGAAUGGAGUUCUGGAGCCAGGACCCAGCACUUCCGGGGGCACACAGGGGCGGUGUUUAGCGUUGACUACAAUGAUGAACUGGAUAUCUUGGUGAGUGGCUCUGCAGACUUCACUGUGAAAGUAUGGGCUUUAUCUGCUGGGACGUGCCUGAACACACUCACCGGGCACACGGAAUGGGUCACCAAGGUGGUUUUGCAGAAGUGUAAAGUCAAGUCUCUUUUGCACAGCCCUGGAGACUACAUACUCUUAAGUGCGGACAAAUAUGAGAUCAAGAUUUGGCCGAUUGGGAGAGAAAUUAACUGCAAGUGCUUGAAGACAUUGUCUGUCUCUGAGGAUAGGAGUAUCUGCCUGCAGCCAAGACUUCAUUUUGAUGGCAAAUACAUUGUCUGUAGUUCCGCGCUGGGUCUCUACCAGUGGGACUUUGCCAGUUAUGAUAUUCUCAGGGUCAUCAAGACUCCUGAGAUAGCAAACUUGGCCUUGCUUGGCUUUGGAGAUAUCUUUGCCCUGCUGUUUGACAACCGCUACCUGUAUAUCAUGGACUUGCGGACAGAGAGCCUGAUUAGCCGCUGGCCUCUGCCAGAGUACAGGAAAUCAAAGAGAGGCUCAAGCUUCCUGGCGGGCGAAGCAUCCUGGCUCAAUGGACUGGAUGGGCACAAUGACACGGGCUUGGUCUUUGCCACCAGCAUGCCUGACCACAGUAUUCACCUGGUGUUGUGGAAGGAGCACGGCUGACGCCACAAGCUUACCACCGCUGACUUGACUUUGGGUGCCGGGGCUGCGGGUUUUCAGUGCAACCUCUGUGGCAGCCGACUGCAUGAACCAAAGUUCUCACCUAAUGGUAUCAUCGCGCAGUGCACAAUCAUUUAUCCAUGUUUGCCAGGGGGCCAGGGCUCGGGGCGGGGGAGGGCUUGUUUUAUUGACAUACAGCACAGCAUGCUAGUGGGGGUACGCCAUUGACUUCAUUUGUACUUAGUUAUGUUGGUCAAUAGAAGAGGAUGCAUUUUGGGUUUCAUCUUUCUUGAAUAUUGGUUUUAAGUAAAGAAAGUUAAAUGGCUCAUUAAUCUGCUAAUUGGUUGCCUAUAAAAACACAUUCAGUCUGUUAUUAAAGCUUUUUACCAUCGCCUUUUUUUCUUUUGAAGUUGAAGCAAAGGUGCUAUGAUGUUGUUCCAGCAACUUCUCUCACGUGGGGCUUAGCUUUUAUAAUAGCCAGUGUUACAAAGACCACUGAGUCCUGUGACAUUCAUAAACUCUCCACCACAUACCAGUUCUAAAGAAGGUCUGUCUUCCAGGGCGUAUCAAGUUCUAUAAAUUGUUCACAACACAUUCUAAACCCUAGUACUUGGCAGAGUCAGGGUUGGCCAGGUCUGAGAUGUAAGGGAGUUCUGUGGUUUUCGUUUCCAUGUGGAGCAAGCUGGCCAUCGGUCCCCUGCCGCCUGGGUGAGUGCACACAGGUGACUGGUACAGUAGAAAGGGCGCUGAGCUGGAAGGUCGAAGACUGGCCCUGUUACCUAGGAACCCUGUGACCUCACUAUAUCACUUCCCUGGGCCCCAUUUUCCCUGUCUGUAUAGCCAGGUGUUAAGCUAAGUGAUUUCUGAGGUUUUGGUCCUGCAUCUACUGAAGUGUGGGCAAAAGUUGGUAUUUCAGUUUUGUCUGAUUCAUGGUUUCUUUUGGGUUGAAGAUAAUAGUUAAAUGAAAUCAUUGGUACGGAGUUAUUAUCUAUAAGGGAGUCAGAUGGACCCAGGGGAAAUGUAGAAAAUAUAACAGAUUCCCUAGAAUGUUAGCAUUUGGAUGUUAGCAGAUUGGAUGUUAGCAAGAUGUUAGCAACUGGAUGAAAUGCUGAGGAGAAUCUUGGUUCUUUAAAAAGACAGUGGGCUGUCUUCGAAGGAAAGGUACCUGAACCUACCUUGUUCUUCCUCCUUUGCCUCUAACUUGACACGUGGCUUCAGGCUGGUUAACUUUUUAUCUCUGGGCCUAGAUUAGGGUUUAUAAACUCAGAUGCCCAGGGCAGCCAUGCAGAUAACAUAAAUGGCUGAAAGGCGUUAGGGUUGUGCUGAAUCACGGAAAGCGUAUUUAAUGGGGCAGUUACUCAGCUCUCAGUGGUGGUGGGUCUUCACGAUUUCUUUAAGAGGGAGUAGAAAUCCAGAUCUUUAUUUGAAACCUCCUGAUUUUUGAAAUGUUGACAACUAAUUGUUGAUAGUGUAAAAUACAAUGAGCUAAACCAAGCAUGUCUAUGGGCUACCAGUUUGCAUCCUCUACCCUGUCAUUCCUGUAAAGUUCGGUAAUUCUGUGAUCCGCAACGGGAGUGUUUUGACAUCAUCGUCACAACAUUAGGGACAAAGUAGAGGGAGUGAGCUGUAGGACAAUUCAGCUGUUUCCCAUUGUGUUACAGGAAAGUGAGGGGGCGCGUUUCAUCCGCGGGCCAACAGGAAAGUAGUUUGAAGGUGAACAUACGAACUGGAACCCCAUUUGCAGCCUCCACCUGGGAAUAUGUUAUUUGUUCUUGCUGACGCGAAUAUGAAAGCCUGUCCGUUUUACAGGUGGGAGAAAGGCUCCCGGCAGAGCUGAGAAUGAUGCCAGCCCUGGUGGGGACCCAGCCCUCCCACAUUCCGCAGUAGCACAGAGCCCGACGGUGACCUCUGAAGGCCUUCGUAAAGUUAAUAUUCUAGAGAAUUCGUGUUUGGCUUCAAGGACAGGUUUAGUUAAUAUUCUUGUUGAGACUGUAAGGGGAUGAGGUAAAAGGGUAAUGUGUUCUCCAUCCCCAAAGGCCAUGGGUUCUGUGCGUGGGCUCCGCUCCGUCUUCCAAGAACCGGAACCAGAAUUGCGGCCGGAACCGAUUUCACAGGGGCCUCAGGAGACUUUGGGCGGUGAUGAGGGCAAAUGACUUUUUCCUCUUCCUCCAACCUGAACAAAUAACUGAGAUUGCAGAUCUGAUGGCCAUCCCUACGCCCACCUCACUCCCAGAUAUAUCCAGCAGGAAUUAUAGUCAUUUGUGGGAAUUUUUUUUUUUUUUUAAUGACCAACCUGGCACUUUUACGGCACGUCCCAUUUCAGUUUUCAGUGGACACCGAAGUUCCCAUCAGGUAGCGUGGCGCAGCUGGUUGGGACAGCAGUACUUGAGGCAGUGGUUGGAGUCCUCACUUAGAUUCCUCCUCACCAAAGGCCUUCGUUCCACCUGAGCGGGUUAUUUCAGUGCUUUAUAGAUGCCGGAUUUAGCCAUACAAUGGCCGGCUUUUGUGAAAAUGAAGAGCUAACGUGUCCUUUGAAAGAAUAAAGCAAACUGGAGCAUCAGAGGGUGGGGAGGAGGUAGCUAAAGCUGUAGUUUCUUAGUCCCCUUUCAUUGCCUUACAAGGUUGUCUUCCCCGCGCCCUGACUUGUGCUCCCUUAGCUCGGAGGGGAGGCAGCUGCCUUUUCCUCUUUUGUGAACAUGCUCGUUUCUGAAAAAUUCGCAAGUCCUGAGCACAUAGACUCCAUCCUUUCUUGAUGAGCGUUGGAUUUCUUGAGUGAAGAUGUGUGGUGGGAGGGAGGGGCUCCUCACCUCUCAGCUCCAUAAGGGUGGGGCUGGGGGUCCAGGAGAGCUGAGGGAGUGGGAAGUUCUAACAUUCCAAAGCAAAGUCAUUUCCUCCAGCCCCGUUGUUUGCAGUAAGAAGUCAAAUUCGGCAAAACUGAUACCAGGCUGACCUUCAGACCUGUCAGAGGAAUAGGAAGGAAGCCUUCUUUUCAGGGGUGGGUCUAGACUUUGAAAAGUUCCAUGGGAAGGUGCACACGUUUGGAUAGCUUUUUGUAAGUGGAAGGUAGGGAAUAAAUACUGUUACUAAAUUUUUGAUCGCACCUCAUUUUUCACAGUUAAAAAAGACUCUUGUGGCCAUUGCAGACAUCGGCGAAGUGUGGAUGAGGGUGAUGUAAUCAUUCCAGUGUUUGCGCUCGGGAGAGUGGUCACUGCUCUGCAUUUGUAAAACCCCUUCAGGAGAAAAGAAAUAUUUUUGUAAACGGUAUCAUUUUAGACCAGAAGUGGCUUGUUCGGUUCGGCAUUUCGACCUAACAGAAAUGGCAAAGGAUGGAGGUGCAGCCGGGUUUUCCGCCGCUGCUCUGGCCAAACGCGGCCAGCUCCUUGAAGCGGGGACAGUGCACCCUAGCUUCUUGGGGGCCUGGAGGUGAAGCUUCCACCGCCACUCACUCUACCAGUCUCGGGGCCUCCGCUUGGCCUCUGGCAGGCCUGGGCGACCUGCAGGUGCCCUCCUCAGUCGGGAAGCGCGCAGAAUCAGAUCACUGCUCUAGGACGCCGCCUGGGGCGGGCCACACGGUCCCCUUUGCCUUUAGGGACACAGGAUUUGUCAGGGCAGGAGGGAAGCUCUUGAGGUCUGUCCCCGUGACACAGCCUUCCUACCUGGUUAUGCCGGUGCUGGCCACGAUAUUUGCAGGACACCCGAGACACCCCAGAGGAUUACGCGGCCCCCAGACAGAGUGUGAUGGCAAGAGCAGGUUAGCGUCUUGGGCAGAAAUGCCCACUAGGUGUCUUCGGCAGCGUGGGAGCAGAGGGUCGGUCCCUUGUGCCUACUCUAGGAAAGUGUUCCCCAGAAUGAAUCCUCCGGUGGAGUCCUGGGUAGUCUUUGUACCACUCCCUUAUCAGGCUGAAUGAUCGUGCUCCGUUCAAACGGGUGUUGGCUGUCGAGUUGUUUCAGGGUGUCUCCGGUCUUCCUACGACAGGGGACUUCGGUCGCUUCCAGUUAGUAUUACGGUCCUGACGAGUCGUAACCCCGUGCUGUCGUCACCGCCUAGAGAACCCAGCCACGUCUGCGCUUCAUGAAUGUGCUCAGAGAAAAAUGUUUUUGCAUAUUUCAACCUGGAAAACUAUUAACGCAGAUGACAAAAGCUCACAAUUACCCUGUGUCCCUCUACUCACAUUGUGAACAGACGCAUUUCGACUAAUUUAGACUUCGUACUCUCGACGAGAGCGCUCAGGUUGAAAAAGGCUGGUCUCACCAAUCCGACGUCUGUAGCAACGUGGUCAAAAUGUAUCUUCUCAUGUUUCACUAAUUUGAUGUCUAUUGUGAUCUAGGGGGAAGGAGGUGAAGUUUGUAUCUGAAGUGUCUGUGGGGUGGGAGGAGAAAGGGACUGCGUGAGCAGAUAGUGGAGAGAAUGUGGGACAAGAUGUCUUUAGAAGAUGAGAAGUUACUUUCACGCAUCGUAUGGAAGCAUUCUACUGUGAGUGAUUGUGCUAACUAUAAAUCAUUGAUGUCUAUACAUUAAGGCAGGUUCUCUCAAUUAGGCAACAUUUGGUUAGUCAAGUCCAAGUUAUUGUUUGUACUUGAAAGUAAUAAAGCUGCGUUUCCUUAAAAAUACA
This is a messenger RNA of Panthera uncia (snow leopard), 12404 nucleotides long. It is a transcript of the gene FBXW2, whose product is annotated as F-box and WD repeat domain containing 2. Gene Ontology annotation, molecular function: protein binding. Lineage: Eukaryota; Metazoa; Chordata; Mammalia; Carnivora; Felidae. The record is from RefSeq and is a predicted model, not a curated record. The transcript is spliced from 7 exons. Bases 6430 to 7794 code for a protein of 454 amino acids.